AUGUCCGUCCGCGCCCGAGCGUCGGUCUCGGUGGACGUCGGGCGACGCGCGCGGGCGACGCGCGCGGGCGACGGUGGACGAAAGACGGCGCGGGCGAGGACGGCGCGCGCGCGCGCGUCGUCGGUGACGGACGACCGCGACGGCGCGCGCGGUGAUCUCGACGCGUUAGCGGACGCGCGCGUCGUCCGAGCGAGCGAUGGGGCGGUGAUGCGCGCGGGGGGAGAGGCGAUCGGGCGCUCGGGACGGGCGGUGACGCUGUUCCUGACGCAGUUUGGGGAUUUCGAUUCGUGGGAGCUCGCGCAAUUUUUGGUGGACGACGUCGAGCGAAUGCGGAGAGAGGGCGCGGAGGUGGUCGCGAUCGGGAUCGGCUCGGUCGAGGCGGCGCGGGAGUUCGCGGCGCGAACGAAUUUUCCGGCUGAUCGAUUGUACGCGGACGAGAGCGCUUCGUGUCACGCGGCGCUGGGCUUCGCGCCGGGUCUGGGACGAAAGGGGGGCGAUUUCGAGUGGAUGGCGAAGACGCCGAUCAACGGGUACGGGAAAUUAUUGCUCAUGUGCGCCGGGAUAGGGUCCCCGGGGACGCUCCGCGCGGUGUUCGGUGGAUACACCGGCAGCAAGUACAAGGAUGAAAUCUUUCGGGAGGGCACAAACGUUGACGUACCAAAGAUUCGCAAGGCGAUGAAGAUGACGCUCGGAGACGGUUACCUUCGCCCUUUCGAGUUGGCGACGCUGAGACUGAAUAACAUGAUUGAAAUCUUGAACAACUGGGAGGCGUUGACGCCCAAGGAUAGCGAUUUGCUCGUGCAGCGAGGGGGCGUCAUCAUCUUUGAAGACGGCAAAACCAAAUUCAGGCACGACGACGCGGGUAUUUUAGGAUUUUGCCCGGCAGCGCGCGUGGUCGAGAAGGCGUUGAGCGCAGAUCCGUCAGCCAAGCCAGAUCCAGUGAAGACGCUUCACCUUGCCGCAGAGUCUCGACGAGCGUACGUCGACGACAUCUUCACCUCCAUCUCCGCCCUGGAGAAGUCCAAGGACAAGGCAAACGUCCAGGGCGAAAAGUUGACGGGCAAGUGGCGCUUGAUUUACACCACGGGUACGAAGAAAGUGGCGGCAAACAUCAACAAAACGGGAGGUGGGAGUUAUUUUCCCGUUCCUGCCGUACAAUCGUUUGACCUGAACUCGGGACGCAUUCGCAACGGGAUCUAUCUCGGUCCGCUCAAGUUUUUCUUCGACGGUCCAUUCAUCUGGCGAGAGAAACUGAAUAUGCUUGAGUUCACGUUCACGCGCGUGAGCCUAGCGCUCGGCCCCCUGGGCCCGUGGUCGAAGGAUAUCGACGACGGAAAGUGGGAAAGCGUGAAGGCAGCGGAACAAAACGCAAGCUCAGGUCAAGGAAUGAUUGAGAAGUCCGACGUCAAGUCCUCCAAGCCCGGCGCCAACCCGUUCUUCAAAUUCGUCUACACAGAUGACAAGUGCAUCGCGGCGCGCGGUAGAGGUGGUGGAUUGGCCCUGUGGGCCCGUGUCGGCGAUCCGGAGACGGAUGCUCAAGAGUAG
Messenger RNA from Ostreococcus tauri, 1545 nucleotides. RefSeq names its product Plastid lipid-associated protein/fibrillin conserved domain. The transcript has a single exon. The record is from RefSeq and is a predicted model, not a curated record. The coding region runs from base 1 to 1545 and encodes 514 amino acids. Lineage: Eukaryota; Viridiplantae; Chlorophyta; Mamiellophyceae; Mamiellales; Bathycoccaceae.